Molecule: messenger RNA, 1059 nt
Organism: Triticum turgidum subsp. durum (durum wheat)
Lineage: Eukaryota; Viridiplantae; Streptophyta; Magnoliopsida; Poales; Poaceae
Source: the annotation of a GenBank genome assembly
AUGCAAGCUCGCGCCGGACCGGCGGCGGCGGCCGGCGCCGCCGCGCUCGCCGCCGCGAAGCAGCACCCGGCGGCCACCUCGUCCCUCUUCGCGCUCCUCUCCCUCUCGCUGCUCCUCCUCCGGCUGCUCCUCCGCCUCCGCCUCGCCGCCUUCCGCGACGCCGCGCUCACGCUCCACCUCCUCGCGCGCCUCCGCAUCCGCCCGGUCACCCUCCGCCUGCCCGGCCCGCACGCCACCACGCUCCGCGUCUGGUGCCCCGCCUCGCCGUCCGCCAAGCCGCCGCUGCUCCUCCUCCACGGCUUCGGCGGCGACGCCAAGUGGACGUGGGCGCGCAACCUCGCCGCGCUCUCCCGCAGCUUCCACCUCUACGUGCCCGACCUGGUCUUCUUCGGCUCCCACUCCCGCUCCGCCUCGCCGCUCCGCUCCGUGGCCUUCCAGGCCCGCUGCGCCGCGGACGCCAUGCGGCUCCUCGGCGUGGGCCGGUACGACGUGGCCGGGAUCAGCUACGGGGGCUUCGUGGCGUACCGGCUGGCGGCCGUGGAGGCCCGGGACAGCGUGGCCAGGGUCGUCAUCAUGACCAGCGGCGUCGCGGCCACGGUGCAGGAGAUGGGCGAGCUGGCGGCGCGGGAGGAGAUGGCCGUGGAGGACGCGCUGCUGCCGGACAGCGCGGCCGGGCUGCGCCGGCUCGUGCACCGGUCCAUGCACCGCCCCCCGCCCUGGCUGCCGGACUUCGUGCUCCACGAUUUCAUCCAGCUGAUGUUCGUGGACCAGAGAAAGGAGAGAACAGAGCUGCUGCAAGAACUACUCAGGAGCGGAGCCGGCAUCGACCCCCUCCCGGCUCUCACUCAGAAAACGCUGGUUCUGUGGGGAGACAAGGACCAGGUGUUCCCCGUCGAUCUUGGCUACAAACUGCACAGGCAUCUAGGCAAGAAAUCCAGGCUAGAGAUCAUCAAGGACGCAGGGCACGCGUUGCAGUUGGAGGGGGCCGACAAGGUCAACAGUUUCAUCAAGUCGUUCUUCCUAGAUGAACGGGAUGAGCCAGAAUUCGGCACAACCUGA